Messenger RNA from Prorocentrum cordatum, 1379 nucleotides. The record is from the annotation of a GenBank genome assembly. Lineage: Eukaryota; Dinophyceae; Prorocentrales; Prorocentraceae.
GGCAGCUCGGCCUGGCGGCGCGGCGGCGCCCCACGGGCGUGCCCCUGGGGGCCGCUCCUCGCGGCGGCCCCGCCGGGCGCCAGCCGCGGCGCCAAGGUGCUGCGGUGGGAGGCGGACACGCCGCUGGCGCGCGAGAUGGCGGCGCUGGAGGAGGCCGGGGACUUCCUCGACUUCUGCCUGGAGAGGGCCGAGGAGUUCACGAAGCGGGACUGGCUGGCGUCCCUGACGCUGCUGACCAUGCGCCGCCGCUUCAGCACGAGCAUGCCGCUGUUUCAGCGAUAUAACCAGCGCCUCCUGCAGGAGGCCGACGGCAUGUUCGCCGAGAGCGUCCAUCUCCUGCUCCACCGGUACGGCGUCCUCGGCUACGCCCCAGCAGUGUGGCAGCUGCUUCCCCUGAUGGCGGCGCGCCUGCCGCUGAUGGCCCCGAAGCACGUCGCGCUGUCUGCCUGGGCGCUGGGGCGGGCGCUGGUCAACGAUCAGGAGAGCUGGGCCGCCCUCGGCCAGGCCAUGCAGGCAAGGGCCGCCGAGUUCGCGCUGGCAGACCUGGCCAUGUUCGCCUGGGCCCUCUCGGCAGUGGACCGCGCCAGUCCCCCCGAGGUGGUGUCGCUGAAGCUGGCGGCCCGGAAGAAGCUGGUCGGCCAGGGCCCCGCCAGCGCCUCCAGCCACGACCUCUGCAUGCUCUUCAAGGCCGUGGCAAGGCUGACGCCAGAGGACCGCCACUUCCUGGAGUGGCUGCUGCUGCUGAUGACCGAGGGCAUGGCGGUCAAGGCGAUGCCCUUUGCCGCCCAGGGCCUCACCGGCAUCUGGGCCACGCUGGGGCAGCUCCGGUGGCUGCCGCCGAAGGAGGUGGUGGAGGUGCUCUGCGAGGAGUCGCGGCUGCUCCGCCUGGACCACACCUUCAACCAGGACAUGGCCGCGGAGCUGGCCGGCGCCCUGCUCCGGCUGCGGGUGGACGACCCGCGCCCGGCCUACCAGGUGGUGGACUUUGUCGCGCGCAAGGGCCUGUCGCUGCGGGCGGACACGCUGCUGGUCCUCACGGAGUUCUUCGCGGCGCGCUCCGUGACGCACGAGGUCGCCUGGAAGCGGCUCGGCGUGCGCGCGCAGCAGCGCGGCGUGGACCUGCGCCUGGCGGACCUGGACCGCCUGAUCUCCGCCUUCCGGGCGUCGGAGAAGGGCAACCAACGCAUAUUCGGCAUGCUCGACCUCUUCGUGAAGAUUCGCGAGGACCACGCGCGCUACGGAGCCGCGUGAGUGCGCCGCAACGGCGCCUCCGCAGCUGGAGCUGCGUUGCUCACAGAGCGGGCCGCUGGCCACUCUCUCGCUUCCGGCGAAGUCGUAGAGCCUUCGCUGGGCCAGUUCAAAAGCCCCGUCUCCAGCAA